Messenger RNA from Brachypodium distachyon (stiff brome), 1667 nucleotides. RefSeq names its product ATPase ARSA1. Gene Ontology annotation, cellular component: GET complex. Gene Ontology annotation, molecular function: ATP binding; ATP hydrolysis activity. The record is from RefSeq and is a predicted model, not a curated record. The transcript has 11 exons. Bases 69 to 1184 code for a protein of 371 amino acids. Lineage: Eukaryota; Viridiplantae; Streptophyta; Magnoliopsida; Poales; Poaceae. Gene Ontology annotation, biological process: post-translational protein targeting to endoplasmic reticulum membrane.
ACUUCACCCGUCUAACCGUCUUGGAGGUCCGCCAAACCCAAACGAACCCUGUGUUCCUGUGGCACCAAAUGGCCGCUCUCCUAAACCCUACGGCCCGGCACCUCGCCCUCGCUGCCUGCCGCCGCCUCUCGACGCCGCCAGCGGCGGAGCCCCUCGUAGCUCACUGGAGCACCCAAGCAAGAUACAGUUCAAGUCUGGUUGAGAUCAAUGGCGGAUUCAAGGAGAUGGUCACCGGCACACAGAGCUACUACGUGGUUGGAGGCAAAGGUGGUGUUGGCAAAACAAGUAUAGCAGCAUCACUUGCAAUGAAGUUGGCCAAACAUGGUCAACCGACGCUUAUAGUGUCCAUGCUCCCAGCACAUUCACUGGGUGAUACAUUUGAACAAGACCUGAGUGGCAAUAAAAUCGUGCCUGUGAAUGGAGUUGACUCUCUUUUUGCUGCCGAGAUUGGCCAUGUGAAUAUAAAGGAGGAAUCUUCUAAUGCAGGAUCUUUUAUCAGUGAUAUGCUGGGUAAGAUAGGCCUUGGAGUUCUUGCUGAUCCACUUGGAAGCAAUAAGCUGAAUGAGAUGCUGAUGAAAACUCCUGGAUUUGGAGAAGCUCUUGCAAUGUCAAAGCUGGCAGAAAUCGUAAAUCUGCAACAGAACAAUAAAUUUAGGCAGAUAGUCUUGGAUACUGCGGCCACUGGGCAUACCCUUAACCUCCUGUCUGCUACUGAUCUAAUGGAAAAGUUCCUCGGUAUGGCCAAUAAGGCUGUGAACUUAGCGUCAUCCAUCCCAGCUCUUAAAUCAGCUUUUGAGAAAGGGAAAAUAGAUUUUGCCAGAAUUGAGGAACUAAGAAAGCAGAUUGCAAGAGUACACAAGCUUCUGCAAGACCCACAAUCAACGGAAUUUAUCAUUGUGACAAUUCCUACGGCGAUGGCAAUUACUGAGUCAUCAAGAUUUCAUACAUCUUUAAAGAAGGAUGGUGCACCAGCAAAAAGGCUUAUUGUAAAUCAAGUAUUGCCACCAUCUGCAUGUGACUGCAGAUUUUGUGCUGUAAAACGGAAGGAAGAAACUCGUGCCCUCAACAUGAUAAGUGAGGAUCGUGAACUUAGUGGCUUAGAGCUGAUCCAAGCACCACUUCUCGACGUGGAGGUCAGAGGUGUUCCUGCUCUUAAUUUCUUCAGUGAUGUGGUCUGGAAAUAGCCGCCAGGAUGUCAGGCUUUGACUAGGAAUCUAGGAUUUUCAUUUUUCAUUUGAAGCUGCGAGCAACCGUAAUGCAGAAAUGUGGUGAAAUCUGGAUAUAAGAUGAAACCGUGCAGGAUAUUAGUAUAUUCAGGCUCUAGAGCUAUUAAAGCUUAUACCUGAAGAAGGUUCAGAGGAAGCCCGGAACCCAUUUGCAUACCACAUCUCGGACGCCAAAACUCAAGGGAGAAACUCUUCGUUCCCCGUUUUUGAUAUCCUACGAUUGUCCUGUUCAUGGCCCAGUAGUAACUUGGACGGAGACUGAUCUGGUACUUUUAGCAGGUUAUUAGCCACUGCCCUUGUUUUUCCCAAAGAGUAGUAACAACUACUCUGACGUGUUCAUAUAUUGAUCAUAUGACUUUGUUGUCGGUGUCCGUUGAGUGAAUCCUGGAGACUUGAUGGGAUUGGAGACUUGAUGGGAUCAAAAGUACUUGUUUAUGGUUA